Molecule: messenger RNA, 924 nt
Organism: Gamsiella multidivaricata
Lineage: Eukaryota; Fungi; Mortierellomycota; Mortierellomycetes; Mortierellales; Mortierellaceae
Exons: 3
Coding region: 131-712 (193 amino acids)
Source: RefSeq, a predicted model, not a curated record
GGCUCAUGCGAUCCUCGAUGCGCUUUGGCCCCACUUCGAACCUGGUUCUAUACGUCGAUGGAGGACAGGCUGUCGAGAAGCAGCACACAGCCGAGAUUCGCAGGGCUUCUCGGGAAAAGGCAACUGUCCAAUGCACGAAAGGCUUGGACGAGCUCGAACGGCACAUCAACAACAACCUCAACCGCGGAAGCGCCAUUUCACCGAUGUCAGGACCAGUCUGGCCGCUACAUUCUACUGGACAUCGCUUAACCGUCAAGCAUUCCUCACAUACAUGAUGCAAGCUGUCUGGACAGUACGGAUCUGCGAUACAGAAGCGGACCUGGCGAUUGCCACUGAUUGCGGACCCGAUGAUAUCGUCAUCUCCGCUGAUAGCGAUAUGUUGGCCUAUGGUUUCGUCUGUACUCUGUGGCGUCCCAUUCCGAAAUACCUUGUCCUGGUGUACAAGCUCGCAGAUGUUUGUCAGCAACUUGGAUUGUCUCGAGAUCAUCUCACUGCCCUCGCCGUGGUAUCAUCGAAUGACUACAACAAGAACAUCUAUUCACUCGGCCCGGCCACAAACUACUCCAUCAUCAAGAGUCUCAAUGCGCAGGAGUCCAUCGUAACUGCAUACCUGGGCCACAUUACAGUCUCGACCAAGAACACAACGGGCGAGACAUUCGAUGUCGCUUUGCGAGUCUUUGUGGACAAGAAACAGACUCUUGUCGACCCCUAAAACGCCCCUACACCUGGCCUCUCAUUCAAUGAUCUCCGUAAGAGGUUCGGAGACCUUCGUUCCCGACAUGAGCAACUCAAGAAAAGUCGUCCGCCCGAGAGAAGCACCUCCAAGGAACAGAUUGUGCGUCUAAGAUCAUCUCAGACCCCAAAUCGUUUCAAAACGGUUGAGUCGCCAGCAUCAAAACACUCUAGUGCAUAUAUCAAGACUCC